AUGGAGCAUAUUGAGUUUCUUAAUCCUAAUAAUAGGUACAAAUGUCUAAAAUGUGGUGAUGAAUUUCAAAACUCUAAUGGCAUUAAGCACUACAAUUCCGACCGGCAUCGGAAAUGGCACCAUGUUUGUUCUAAAUGCUAUAAUGCAUUUGCAAGAAAGAUUAACUUGCUAGAGCAUCGUUCCAAAAAUAUUCAUGGUAUCAAUGUUGCCGAUGAGGAGGAGGAGGAAGCGGAAGAGGAAGAUGAUGAGGGUGGUAAUGAGGUUGAGGAUGAUGAUGGCAAUGAGGGUGGUAAUGAGGUUGAGGUUGAGGAUGAUUCUGAUGUUGAUGAAGGUGGUGAAAAUGCUGAGCAUGGUGAUGAGGAGGAGGCUGACGGUGGUGAAAAUGGAGAGGAUGAUGAUGGCAAUGAAGUUGGGUAG
Vitis vinifera (wine grape) is the source of this 417-nucleotide messenger RNA. RefSeq lists its product as uncharacterized. Lineage: Eukaryota; Viridiplantae; Streptophyta; Magnoliopsida; Vitales; Vitaceae. The transcript has a single exon. The record is from RefSeq and is a predicted model, not a curated record. Bases 1 to 417 code for a protein of 138 amino acids.